Molecule: messenger RNA, 3183 nt
Organism: Manihot esculenta (cassava)
Lineage: Eukaryota; Viridiplantae; Streptophyta; Magnoliopsida; Malpighiales; Euphorbiaceae
Product: CDPK-related kinase 1
Exons: 11
Coding region: 970-2700 (576 amino acids)
Biological process (GO): intracellular signal transduction; protein autophosphorylation; peptidyl-serine phosphorylation
Cellular component (GO): cytoplasm; nucleus
Molecular function (GO): ATP binding; calcium/calmodulin-dependent protein kinase activity; calcium-dependent protein serine/threonine kinase activity
Source: RefSeq, a predicted model, not a curated record
AGAUCAACCCACUAGUAUUUCUCUCUCUUUAUGCUCUCUACACUACAAAUUUUGCACAAAAAACAAACCAUUAACAUACAAUUCUUCUUUUUUCUUCUCAAGGGGAGAGAAAAGAAAAAAGAAAUUCAAGUAAAUAAAUAAAGGUUGUAAAAAGCAGGAAAAGGAAGCAGCCUUGUUCUUCUCUUUCUUUUUCUUUUUGUGGUUUGUAUAAUGUAUGUAUAUUUUUUCAAUUGGUUUCCCCUUUUCUUGUGGCCACUGCUAAGCAUCUUUUCUCCACUAUUCCUGUGAUUUUGUCUCCUCAUCUCUCUCCAAUUCUUUCCUUGUUGGAAUAGAAAUUCCCCUGUUGUUAUUCUUGCUUUGGCUUCGUUCUUCUUCUUCUUCUUCUAUCUCUUACUGUUCUUCACCUAUGGUUUGCUUCUUAUUUGCUGCCUAUCUUCUUUUCUAACCAUUUGGGCCUAUGAUCAGUAAAGUCUAAGUUCAUUUUUCUUUUGUUGGGCGGGGAGGGUUUCUUUUUGUUUCCUUUGAUUUUUAAUUUAAAAUUUCUCCCUUUACAACCUGGAAUUUUGCUGCAAUAUCAUUUUCUUGGGAAUUUACAGUGCUAAUCAUUUCUGGGUUGCGUUGAUCAUACUGUAGAAUUCAGUUUUUUUUUCUCAGUUACCUCUCAAGACUGGGAAAAUUUCUUCAUAUCCUUGAAUUCAGUUUAUCUCUUGUUUCUUGUCUGUCAUAUUCUUUAACAGGACCUGCUUCUUCUUGAUUCUCGUUUCCAGCAAAUUUCCUGUGGACAUUUUUCUUCUUCUGUCUCAAGUUGUUGAAUUUGCUGUUCCAUGUUAAUAUUGUUAUUAACAAUUUUAAAAUUCACUUCAAAUAGUCUAAAUUCCUUUACUUUUCUGUGAUUUCUUGUUCCUUCUUCAGUUUUCUUGAUUUUAUAGUGAUUUCUUGAAUUAUUUUUUUCCUUGGCUUUUUGUUUCAAUGGGAAUCUGUCAUGGAAAACCUACUGAGUCCCAUCAACACGAAUCCAACAACGCUACACUCUCCUUUGAAACCGACUCAGAGCCCCCAAAUUCCCACACCAGCAAAACCUCUAACCCUUUCUACAGUCCAAGUCCCUUGAGAAGCCUCUUCAAGAACUCACCGGGAAUAUCAAGUGUAAGUUCCACUCCUUUGCGCAUUUUCAAGAGGCCCUUUCCACCUCCUUCUCCUGCAAAGCACAUUCGUGCAUUGCUUGCUCGAAGGCAUGGCUCUGUUAAGCCCAAUGAGGCCCCUAUCCCUGAGGAUAAUGAUAGUGAUAUUGCUCUAGACAAGAAUUUUGGGUUCUCCAAGCAGUUUGCGAGCCAUUAUGUGCUUUUUGAGGAGGUGGGGCGUGGCCAUUUUGGUUACACUUGCUCUGCCAAGGCCAAGAAAGGCAGCAUGAAAGGCCAGGAUGUGGCUGUCAAACUUAUUCCUAAGUCUAAGAUGACCACUUCAAUUGCUAUUGAGGAUGUAAGGCGAGAAGUGCAAAUAUUACGAGCUCUAAAUGGACAUAAGAACCUGGUACAGUUCUAUGAUGCCUAUGAAGACGAUGAUAAUGUCUAUGUUGUGAUGGAGUUGUGCAAAGGUGGUGAACUAUUGGAUAGGAUACUAGCAAGGGGUGGAAAAUACUCCGAAGAUGAUGCAAAGACUGUUAUGGUUCAGAUAUUAAGUGCAGUUGCCUACUGUCAUCUCCAAGGCGUGGUUCACCGUGAUUUGAAGCCAGAGAAUUUUUUGUUCACUACUAAGGAUGAGAAUUGCACAUUGAAGGCCAUUGAUUUUGGGCUCUCUGACUAUGUAAAGCCAGAUGAAAGGUUGAAUGAUAUUGUAGGAAGUGCAUAUUAUGUAGCUCCUGAAGUUCUCCAUCGAUCAUAUGGGACUGAAGCAGACAUGUGGAGCGUUGGUGUAAUCGCUUAUAUUCUACUAUGUGGCAGUAGACCCUUUUGGGCACGAACAGAAUCUGGCAUCUUUCGAGCUGUCCUCAAAGCGGAUCCAAUUUUUGAUGAUGCUCCUUGGACUUCUUUAUCCCCUGAAGCAAUAGAUUUUGUGAAGAGGUUGUUAAACAAGGAUUAUCGUAAGAGACCGACUGCUGCUCAGGCCCUAAGUCAUCCAUGGUUAGCCGAUCAUCAUGACAUGAAAAUCCCAUUGGAUAUGAUAGUUUACAAGCUUGUAAAAGCUUAUAUCAGCUCGUCUUCUCUAAGGAAGUCUGCGCUGGGGGCGCUGGCGAAGACAUUGACUGUAAACCAGCUAGCUUACCUCCGAGAACAAUUCAUGCUGCUAGGGCCGAGCAAAAAUGGGUUCAUUUCUAUGUCAAAUUUUAAGACGGCAGUAAUAAGGAAUUCCACAGAUGCAGUGAAGGAUUCAAGGGUUCUUGAUUAUGUUAGCAUGGUUAGUUCACUUCAAUAUAAAAAAUUGGAUUUUGAAGAAUUUUGUGCAGCUGCCAUUAGUGUUCAUCAACUAGAAGGAAUGGAUUGUUGGGAGCAACAUGCAAGGCUUGCCUAUGAGAUGUUUGAGAAAAAUGGCAACAGACCUAUUAUGAUAGAGGAACUUGCCUCAGAGCUUGGUCUUAGCCCAUCCGUACCGGUUCAUGUAGUUCUCCAAGACUGGAUAAGACGUGAAGAUGGCAAGCUAAGUUUCUUGGGGUUUGUCAGGCUUCUUCACGGGGUUUCUUCCCGCACAUUUCAGAAAGGUUGAAAUACCACCUAUACAGAACAUUUUAUUUUUUCCAUUGCCUUGGAGCUCCUUGACCUGAAAAAUUGCAAAGGGGCUGCAAUGGCAUGCCCAGUUUUACCCAAAACAAGCCUGUGUUAUGUUGACAACUAUUGAGGGUUUCUGCAAGUUAAAAGCAUUAGCAGUUGUGGCAUGCCUUUGCAAAAUGGAAUCAUUUUUGACAUGGUCUCAUGUCAAGUAUGUUUUUCCUCCAUUUUGUCCUUACAUAUAUAAGGUUUUCGUUUUUCCUUUUGGUAUGGUGGUUGUCACUGGGAUUGGAAUAUUGUACAGAGGAGAGCAGAUCAAAAUGUGUUUUUAGAUUUAGCAAAGGAGAACUGAAUGGAGUCUUUUUCUGGGUUUUGGUUUAUCCCUCGUGUAUCCAGUCGCACUACUUUUUAGUAAGUUUUGGUCUGUUCUGCAUACUUGAAAUUAUCAAUUAAUCUAUAUUCUGAAUUUCUUGUGAUUCAA